CAUAAUCAGUUCAACACAUAUGUGUGUAAAUAGUUAUCCAUUUCGUUCUUAAUCACCCGAAACAUGUGUAAUAUGUGUAAUUUAUUAGAGUCCCUUUUGUAACAGAUUUCACCAUGUUGCUCAACACUGACAACAAUAUACCGUCAACCAGGUGCUCUUUAUCCUCCAGUUCGAAAUUUAGUUAUCAGUGUAAUCACGGUCAAUAUGCCAAAGAAAUUUAAAGGAGAGAACUCCAAGGCAAGUGAGGCCCGAGCUCGCAAGGCAGCUGUACAACAUGCAGCCCAGGCAAAGAGAGAGCAGGAACUAGAAGAUGAGUAUUGGAAGGAUGAAGAUAAACAUGUGCAGAAGAAGCAACAGAGAAAGGAUGAGAAAGAAAAAAAGAAAAAUGAGCUUCUUGAGAGGAAACAGCAGCUGAAACAGCUUCAUGAUGAGGAAAUGAGUGCACUGCCUGGUAAAGCAAGUGCCAGACCUAGCAAGUUAACCAGAGCCCAGGUAGAAGCAAAUGUAAAGAAAAUGGAAGAAGCAAGUAAAGCAGCUAAGAAAGAAGAGGAUUUGACUCACAUUGAAAAGCCAUUGGAGGAGAAUGUAAAUGUAAUUCAAGUGGAAGGAGUUGAGGCAAGAUCUGUGGAGGAUGCUAUCGCAGCAUUAAGUACCAAUGAUACAGAAACAGUAGAGAGGCAUCCAGAGAGGAGAGUCAAGGCAGCAUAUGCAGCUUAUGAAGAAGAAAAUUUGCCUCGUCUGAAACAGGAAAAUCCAAAUAUGAGACUAUCUCAGUUAAAACAGAUGUUAAAAAAAGACUGGCAGAAAUCUCCCCAGAAUCCUUUGAAUCAAAGGAGCUUAGCUUACAAUGCCAAGGCCAGCUGAAAUUUCAGUGUCGAUUUGGUAACAGCUUGAAACCACACAUGGUUUUAAAUAUUUCAUAAAAUCAUGUCCAGCUUGCACUACCUCCCAGCUUGAAGAGUUACCUGGUCAGGAAAGAUUUCAGUUGGUACAUUUUAAAGUAAAAGUGGUGCUUAUCAAGAUGUAUCAAACAAUUAAAGAAAAGUUACAAAUCAUUCACCAAACUUGUUGUGAACCACUAGUGUAGUAAGAUACAACAUAUUUCAACUCUUUCGAAAGAGUCAUGUUUCUUGCAAAAAAAAAAAAUAAUAAUAAUAAAAAUAAUAAAAAUUAGCUAGGCUUUUAAAUACAUAAAUCUAAAAUUCUCUGGGUCUUUAAUAAAAUUUAAUCACCCAUUUCUGUUAAAGAUGAAAUCUGUGUGAAUCUGUGUCUGAUUUUGAUCUUCUGAUGGUGUCAGUUCCCCAUCAUUUCAUCAUUCCCAUCAUACACUGGUCAGUAUAACUCAAAAGUUUUUGGAGAAAAAGUUUGUGGAGGGUAGAAAAUUAUGUAAGAUGAUCUGCUGCACACCGCUUUAUGACAUUAGCUUUAUCAAACAGACUAUCAAAUAAACAAAUAAUAAUAACUUAUAAAUAAAAUAAAUGUGGACUAUUAAUCAUUGAA
Molecule: messenger RNA, 1500 nt
Organism: Lingula anatina
Lineage: Eukaryota; Metazoa; Brachiopoda; Lingulata; Lingulida; Lingulidae
Product: coiled-coil domain-containing protein 124
Biological process (GO): transcription by RNA polymerase II
Cellular component (GO): nucleus
Molecular function (GO): transcription coactivator activity
Source: RefSeq, a predicted model, not a curated record